Messenger RNA from Ostrinia nubilalis (European corn borer), 15582 nucleotides. Its product is annotated as titin-like. Lineage: Eukaryota; Metazoa; Arthropoda; Insecta; Lepidoptera; Crambidae. The record is from RefSeq and is a predicted model, not a curated record. Gene Ontology annotation, molecular function: protein binding. Bases 1 to 14037 code for a protein of 4678 amino acids. The transcript has 26 exons. Gene Ontology annotation, cellular component: cytoplasm. Gene Ontology annotation, biological process: signal transduction.
AUGGUUUUUCAGGCUCAGAUAAUAGAUUCGGAGUUGACCGCAAAAUUAUUGGGACGAGGCGUAGCAGUGUCACCCGUAGUGACAGUUGAACCACGGAGAAGGAAGUUCCAUAAAGCUAUCACUCUGAGUAUGCCGGCUCCAAGACCUCAUACUCAGGGCAUGACGAACCAAUACAGCACAUCUUCAGCACCGACCCUUAGACUUCUCUGCUCCAUAUCAGGAGGGACGAACCGCGCGCACUGGGAGGAUGUGACGGAGAACACUCCACUGACCUUCGUGAAUGACUGCGUGUCGUUCACCACGACUGUCUCGGCUCGGUAUUGGCUCAUCGACUGCCGCCAUAUUGAAGACGCCACUAAAAUGGCUACAGAAUUGUACAGGGAGGCGAUCCAUGUGCCAUUCAUGGCUCGGUUCGUGGUGUACGCCAAGCGGACCGAUGACUGCCAGGCCCAGCUUCGCAUGUUCUGUGUCACCGACGACAAGGAGGACAAGGCCUUGGAGAGGAUCGAACGGUUCAUACAAGUCGCCAAGAGCAGGGAUGUUGAGGUCCACGAAGGCAAGCCCAUCUACCUAGAGUUUGGUGGCAACCUGGUCCCAGUGGCCAAGUCUGGAGAACAGCUGUCGAUUCCGUUUCGUGCGUUCCGGGAAAAUCGCGUGGCGUUCCCUGUGAUGAUCAAGACCCAGGAUCUGGAGCCGAUCUGCCGCUGCCAGUUCAUGAGGGAUCCGAAGGUUCCUAAGGGUGAACCGUCGCCGGCACCGAUCGCCGUCCUGAACAUAAUGGUUCCUGACGAUACAUCAGUGGAGAGGACGAGCCCUCAGCCGACUGACACGGUGCCGCUGCGCACUGAGGAGCAAGAGCUGAUAUGGAGGCAACGACUCAGCGACCCGAGGUUGGAAGACAUUUGCAACCUCCUCGGCAAAGACUGGGUGGCGCUGGCGUACGAGCUGGGAGUCAGCGUGGCCACCGUCAACCAGAUCCAAGCCAAGAGGAUCACGGCUGCUGAGCAGGCGCAGCUCAUGCUGAAGCUUUGGAAGACGCAGUCUGGUACCAAGGCCCAAGACACUUCAUUGGAACUGGCCCUAUGCCGUAUUGGUAGAGAUGACAUCAUUGCACCUCAAUCGGAAGUCACAAACGAGAGGCGCAUCCAGAGGAACAUCUACCAAGAGAGACAAGCUUCUGAGGAAAUCGAGGCUUACAAAGCUGAAGAGGAUAAUAAACUUAAAGACAAAAUAUACGACGAAAACCAAAUUGCCGAGCGUCUGCACAGAGAAUCUGAGCAAGACCAUGAAGACGAAGCUAAAUAUUCUCCAGAAGAGAAGUCGAUAGUGGAUAAGAGUGAGUCUUUAGUGGACAGAACUCCCACGCCUAGUGAAGAAAGUGAGGAGGACGAAGAUGUGAAGCGUAGUGUAGCAGAAAGGAAGGAACAAAUAACAAGGAAGUUGAGCUCAAGUAAAAUACCGGCGUCAAAGCAAAAGAAAGAAAUUAGAGAAGAAAUCAUUGAAAUCAAGACUCAGAUCAAACCUGACAUUAAAAAGUUCCAUGAUAUUGAACAACAAGUGCAGGUUAAGGAAAAAGAUCCCAAAUUAGAGCGAACGCGUUCAAAAACGUCUCCAGAAACUCUUGAAGAGACCGAAGAAAUAGAAAUUCACAGAGAAGAGAUAGUUGAAGUAAAGAAAGAAGAACCAAAACCUGUGGAACGGCCAGUUGAACAAUUUAGAAAGUUUGACCCAUCGUCUCCUGCUAAACCAACACCUAAACAUCUACAGAGGCACAUGAGAAACGAAUCUAUGCGAUUCCCCUCAGGUGAUUUCUCCAACGUUACUAUCACUCCAAGGAAAUCAGUUACGGAAACAACAGAAGUGAAACAAGUAAUUGAAAAAGUUGACACAUUUACUAAGGAGGUUAUAUCACAAAAAGAAAUCGUUAGUUCUAAAGUUGAAGAAAAACUAGACGAUGGUGAAAAGUCCCCAGAACUUGUCACUGAAGAUGACAAAGAUAUCGCAGAAGCUACGUUACGGGAUAAGAUCAGUUCAUUUGAAUCUAAAAUACCUAAAGAACCGUCAAUUGACUUACCUAAAACUACAGUCAAGCUAACAAAAGAAGCAUUGAAAAAACACACAUUAGCACAGGAACAAGGCAAUGAAUAUACACAAGAGUUUGUAAGGGAACAGUCUAAGCAAAUCUCAAGCAUGGAAACUCAGGAGCACAUGGUUCAUAAAGUUUCGGUUGAAACUGAGAGACAAGUCGAAACUGUAAAAUCUGUAAAGGAAACUAUUCAGCACUUUGAUUCUAAAAUUAAAUAUGAAGAUAAAGGCAAACCCUAUUCAAAGACAAUAAGAACGGAUUCAACUCUAGUUCAAGUGUCAUCAGAAGAAGAUAGUGAAUUCCUAAAGAAAUCAACCGACUCAGAAACUGAAACUGAGUCACAAACAACUGUAAAGGUAGAUAAAUUAGAACAAAAAAUUAAAUCAAAGAUAGACAAAGAAUCGUUCGCCUUCAAAGGCUUGAAGGAUGGAUUUGAAUUGAAAUCCAAGGACCCCAAAACUAUUCCCGAGCAAGACGAUAAAAAGUCGGACGAUGAUGAUAAGAAAGAUGAUCAUCAUGUGGCCAUUAAGUUAGAGAAGCAAAUGACAGAAGAGCUAAGAUCUAAAGUUAGCGAAGAAGAAAUUACAGAAGCUGUGGAAGAAAAAGAAGUUUCUGUUAGUGACAAAUUAAAGGAUAAGAUUGAGCCUCAACUGUCAAUAGCUAGCACAAAAUCUGACCUAAGUAAACAUACUAAGACUGAUUCCAUAAGCUCUGACGUGCAAGAUCUUAUUGGUCGUAAGAUUUCUCAAGAGUCGCCUGUGCCAUCAGGCAUAGAAAAGACCGACUCACUUGCCGAUUUACAGCAAAGCACUGAAAAAGAUUUCAGUUUUAUUUCACAAACUGAAUCUAAGGUAUAUUCCAAGGAUUCAAAGCACCGUAGUGACUCACUGGACGAAGCGUCUCAGUUCUCAGACUUAGAGGAUCAGAUCGGUACCAGUCCAGCUCACCGACCUGUAGACAAAGAUGUCAGUCACGUCGUAUCCAAGACUGAAGUAAAAACUAUAACUGUCGUCUCAGAUAAAACUACACAUGCUAGAGAUCAAACUCUAGAGUUCCUCAGAUACGAAAGUGAAUACAGUGCACAAAUUCAUGCACCUACUAUUGACGCGAAAGACGCAGAAAAGGUCUCACCUAAAGAGUCUCCAGUAAUAAGUGCAAAGGCUCGUCAAUUCAUUGAGACAGUUCCCGAAGACGAUUCAGUUCAGGAAUGCUUCUUCUCUAAACGCAUUUACUCGGACUCUUUAGAAGACUCAGAGCACACAGACUCAAGACGCCAUUCCGAAGCUGAGUCCCUGAAAUCAGACCAAUCAGAUGUUAAAGCUAAAGUUUCUUCGUCUGAUUUUGAUGAACGCGCUGAAUAUGAAGAAACAGUCGACUCAGGAAGUGGAUUUGGUGACGAGAAGUUCGAAGAAAGCGUCGGGUUUACCUCAAUGAGAAUCGACACUAAGACAACUGACUCUGAGAAACAAGAUUCGGAAUCUGAUAAAGAGCCCGAAGUUGUAUUCAAAAAGAUGGGACCAAAACGUCAUUCAAGGACAGAAUCUGUAUCGAUCUCAAAAAUUAGUGAUUUACAAUUAGACCUUGAACCGGCUAAACCAAAACAAGAGUUCCAAAUGUUUGUCACUGAGGCCGAAGAAGUUGAUAAAUCUGACAAAGAUGAACCUUCUGAUAAGAUUUCUUCUGAAAGUAGUCGAGAAAUUGAAAUUUCUGAACGUAAAUCAUCCGAAGGCAUUUCAGACAAGAUUAGUUCAGAAGAUGCUGUUACGGAAAAGAAGACGUCCUCUGAGGAAGACGCGUUGAAAGACGGUGAAGUGAUUCCACUAGAUGAAAAGGUGAUAGUCACUAGUGUCAAGGAAAUUACAAAAGAAAUUGUAAAAACUGAUGUAAAGACUUUCAGGGAAGAUACCAUUGAGAAAGUUGAUGCCAUCAAACGUCAAUCAGUGACGUCAGCUGGAUCAGGUUCAGUUAGUGAGCUUCGCUUAGAAGAAAAGAGAUUAUCUGACGCUCACAGCCUCACUGAGUCCAGGGAUUACACUUUUGAAGAAUCCGAAGAUGAUAUUGGCACCCAAGGUACCCAUGUGGAUAUGUCUAAAGAUAAGGUUGAGACUAAACUUGAAAGUGAGAAGAAAGCUGCUUUAGCAAAAGUAAGUGAAUCCAAAUUAGCAAGAUUAACUCAUGGAGAUUCGUUAGAUGACGUUGAAGGUUUCCCAGAGGACCACGUCACAGAUUAUGUACAUAAACUUCCUCAUAUUGCUGAAGUCGGGGCUAUUCAAGAUAGAGAUAUUACCAACGAAUUUUUGAACAGAGAAAGGGAAGAACAGUUGAAACGUGAAACGAUUCAUAUCGUCACAUCCGCGUCAAUUGAAAGCACUCCUCUCACCAAGGAUGAAAAAGUGACAGAAACUCAUGGACCAACUGUUGUAACUAAAGUUACUAGUAUUUCGGGACCUACUGAGGAAAUAUCAAAAGUUGUAGAUCAACCAAAGUCCGACAAGAAAGAAAUUGUUGAUAGUGCGUAUACUGUUACAGAGACGCAUGAACCAACUGUUAUCACAACAACAACAACCAUUACUAAAGAGGGUGAAGAGCCUAUUCAAAAAGUAUUAAAGUCGGUUACAUCAGAAGGACCUACUUCUAUAGAUACACGACAGGACAUGGAAAUUACAUACACUGUAACGGAACAUCAUGAACCAACCAUUGUGACUAAAUUUACGGCAAUCACCAAGGAGGUGUCUGAGCCGACUGAAGAAAUAUUUAAAACGGUCAAAUUAGGAGGACAUAAAUCAAUUGAUACGCGACAAGUAACUGAAACUUCGUACACUGUGACUGAACACCAUGAACCAACUAUUGUCACUAAAGUUACGACAAUAAGCAAAGACUUUACUGGACCGAUUGAAGAAGUUUUCAAGACUGUCACAAUGAAAGAGCCAGCGAUAACUGAUUCAACACAAGAAGCUGAAAGUAGUAGUUUUAUUAUUACAGAAACUAGUGAGCCUAUAGUUACUACUAUUACCAAAGAUGUUUCGGAUCCAAAUGAGGAGAUAUUUAAAAAAGUCACAAUGAAGAGCCAGGCAUCAAAUGAAACUUACAUUGAAACUCAUGAACCUACUAUUGUAACCAAAGUAACCACAAUUACUAAAGACAUUACUGGUCCAAUUGAAGAAGUCUUGAAAACAAUGGAAGGUCCAAUCACAACGGAUACAGCACAGGAAUCAGAAUCGAUAGUUACAGUUGUGAAACAACAUGAACCAACUGUUGUAACUAAAGUUACCACAGUCACAAAGGAUAUUACUGGAUCAACUGGAACUGAAACUACAACUACUGAAACCAUUGUAAAAGAAACUUCUUCCAAAUUUGAUGUUAGCAAAAUUAGAACUGACACGCUAGGUAAAUUUGACUUGGAUGAAGAUUUCGAAGAAGUAAAACGGUUUGUGCCUAAGAGUCUCGAUUUAAAAGAAGUUCCUGAAAUUACAAAAGAACAAGUUAAACCUGUAAUUGAUGAUAUCCUACAAAAAGGUACUAUUGCCGCAGCUGCAAGAAGUCCAAUAUUAGACAAAGAUAUUAAAAUAGCCACCAAAGAUAUUGUUGAAUCUGAAAAAAGAUCAUACGACGCUAAAGUGCCCCAUAAAGAAGAGCGUAGACAUUCAUGUAUAAGCCCUGCUAUAUCAUUAGAAAGAAUAGCUGAAUCUGAAGUGGAGACAGAAGAUGAACAACCAAUACCAAAACCAAUAAGUUUACCUAUUGAAUCACAUAAAGUAACCGAGACAAGUACAGAAAUGAAGAAAUCUGAUUCAGCUAUGAAGCAAAUGGCGGACAACAUUGAAAUAAUCAUUAAGCAAGCAUCUGAGGACUUUGAUGUUUCUUCAGAUGAACAGAUUGAACCUGAAGAGCCAUCUGAACAGCGAGAUAUUGCUGAACGAGUCUCUGUAGACUCUAUUAUUGAAGAAGCGGUCACCACUGUAGAAGAAAUGUUGGAAUCUUCGAAAGAAGCUAAAGAAAAAGAGAUCGAAGCUAAAAAAGAAAUAGUCUUUGAAGAGACUAAGAAGUUUGUAAAGGAAAGGCCAGGUUUGAUAAAAUCCCUUUCACGAGACAGUGGAGAAAUUGUAAUAAUGCCUAAGAAGAAGCAUCCAAGGACAUUUUCAGUUCAAAGCUCGCCUGAGGAAGUUGAAGAGCAAAUAUACACCGAUUCUGAAUCUGAUAUGGAUAAAGCAAAAGUACUUGAAAUAAUUGAGCCUACUUCAGACCUUGAUGGUAAAAUUGCGACAUCUAGCUUUGACACAAAGAAGUUAAGGACAGAUUCACUUGAUGAUGCCGAUGAUUUCCCAGAAAAAGAGUCUGAAUAUUUUGGCGAUGACGUCAAAUUUUCUGAUGAACCGGCGGAGGGUAAAUUCUUAGAUGAUUUCAAACCCGUUGACAGACCUGGUCCAAGCCACCUAGGGCAACAGGACACAGAGGAAGACAGGUCUUCUGACAAAAUGAUCAAAAAGACGCACUUUGUUGACAGAAUACUACAUUCAGACUUAGUAUCUAAAUCAACGACUGAAUCAUCAGUUACCACUGUUGUUUCCACGUUAACUAAGUCGUCAGACGAAAGCCAAAAAUCAGUUUUGGAAGAUGGAACAUCAGCUGAGUUUUCGAAGAUCAGCGGUGCUGAAUUAGUCAAAGAUCCAUCUAAAACUUCAUUUGAAACUAAAGAUGAUUCCAAAAUAGAGGAGCCCAUUGAAGAUCGAGGCACACCAGAUUUGUCAAAGAAAUCGAUUGAUUUGACCAAAGAUUAUUCAAAGUCUUCCAUCGACAGCAAAGACACUUCAAGAGAUUUUGCCACAAAUGAACUAUCGAAAGACUCCACGGUUGAUUUGAGUAAAGACUUUUCUAAAGCAUCGGUCGAAAGCGUAAAAGAGACCUCCAAAUCACUUGAUGAAAAGACUUUCUCGGAAGAUCAUUCGUCAUUAGAUGUAUCAAAAACUUUGGCAUCAGAUGCCUCAGAAGGCAUCACUAUUAGCAGAGAAUUCCAUGAAGACGAGAAAUCCGUGUCUCGCGUAGUAAGGAUAUCAACCAGUUCUUCCCAAGAAACUUCAGUUAUGACUGAGAGUAAACUAUUGAGCGAACAAGAUGAUCGGUCUCUAGAUAAAACGAGACCGGCAGAAAUCGAUCAAGAAAAAGAUUUUAUCGGUGAAAUCGACGAAAGAAUCGAAGAAUUAAAAUCCGAGAUGAAAAAGUCAGAAGACAGUUUUGGAGAAUCAUCAUUAUUAGACAAAGCCUCUGACAGUAAAUCAGAUAGUGUCAUUACUGAUGACUUAGUGAAAGAUGAUAAAGAAGAAUCUAAAGAGGACGUUGAAAAGAAAGAAAUGGAUGACCAAGUGCCAGACAUGACUGAAUUGAACAGAAGAUGUUCCAAUCUAUUAGAAGACAUAUCACAAGGAGCACUUAUCAGAAUCGAUUCAAGUCACGUGACACAUGAUCUAGCAUCGAAAUUUUCCAAAACACCGCCUCCAUCACCAGUAGAUUUGAAGGACAGAUCCAAAGUGGAGGAUGGUUCUGGCGAUAGGCAAACCGGGCUACAACUUAGAGGUUCCGACUCAUCGUUCCUGGAUGCAAGCCGUCAGUCUCCCAGGGCAUCAUCAGCUGGAGACAGUCUCAUUAGUGAAACUGAGGCCCACCAGAGUGAUGUGCUGACAGAAGCGUCUAAGGCACUGACUGAAGCCGCCAGACCAAAAUCUCCAUCAAAACAUCUUGCUGACAAUCUAUCAUUCAUAAACGUAGACCAACCAACCCUUACUAGUGGAGCUAUAGAGCUCGUAGACCGCACAAUCGAGAAAAGUAUAGAUGUGAUUGACCAAAUCAAGAAAGAACAGCUUGCCGUCAAAAUGGAAGAGAUGCAAAAAUCAACGUCAUCGGACACAUUUUAUUCUGAAUCAAGAGUAGAAACAUCUACAUCAUCUUCAUCUGUUCACAAAACAUAUGAAGGCGCUGAAAUGAAGUUCCAGUCUAUAGAUCCGCGGGCACACAUGUCUGACAUGGUAGCCAAGUUUGGAUCCACUGAUAUGGAUGAUUAUAGCACUAUUUUGUCCCACAAAGAAACAGAGACAAGAAAAAUAUCAGGACAAGAAUACUUUUCUGAAACCAAACAAGUGUCGUCAUCCGAUGAUGACUCGCUUGUUAUUAAAACUGAAACUACCCAUGAACUUCGUGGACAAGAACACGAAGUGAAAGAAAAAACAACGGUGCGCAAAGAAGGUGAUCAAACAGAAACGUCACAGAAGAAACUUGAAAGAGCUCAUGAGGCUACAGCUAAAAGAUCUGAUGUAGAAACUAAAACCGUGUAUAAAACCACCGAUGACACGGACAUCGUUAAAGUUGAAAGGGAAUUUUCUGAGCAAGGGCUCUAUACAGGAAGACAAACUAAAUCUGAAGAACGAAUGACAGCGCUCAAAGAUGACACUAUUAAGAAAAAACAUGAAGUGAAAAUUUCAGAAAGAGACAUGUCCCACGAGCAAUGGGGCAAAGAAUAUUUUACUGAACCUGGAGAACUUGAAGACAUUAAAGAAGACGAUGAUUCAAAGGCAAGAAUAGCGUAUGUUGAGUCAGCUCUUAAGAUCGUAGAAAAAGAUGAGAUUAUAUCAGGCGUAGAAGUGUCUGCUAAAGGAAAAGUUAUAAGUUCAAAAGUUGAACAUCAUAGAGAAGAGUCUGUUAUAGAAAGCAAAGAACACGAUGAUCUUAGUUCUGAUGCAUCUCAUGCCCCGAGUUUCAAGAGUGAAACCGCUGAGCGACGCGGUUCUUCCGAAACGAGCCCUAAAAGUAAAUCCAAAUCUUUCAAAAAAGAUGACGAAGUUUACGAAGUAGAUUUUAUAAAAGAAAUAAAAGUCUCAACAUCUCCCGUCAAGAGUACGUUUAGCAGAACGGGAAGCCAAGAUACUCAUUCAGAAUCAGAAGUAGCGCCUGAUUUGCCUCACGAUGACAAAACUGGUGAUACGCCUAAGAAAGAGAAACCAACAAGAUCUCCGGUGAAAUUACCUCAACAACAAAUUCAAGAACAAGUCUGGGAAGUAUCGCUUCAAAAAGCAGAUUCAUUUGAGAUGGCUGAUGAAAUACCAAAAUCCCUCAAUCUCAAAACUGCUAUGGUUCAAUCAUCAAGUACUGAAACAAAGAGUUCUGGGAGUGAUACAGGCUUAGAACUACAAACUGUAGUCGAACCGAAAUCUGACUUUACUUCUAAAAUGGUAAAGAGUGAUAUGUCACCAAGCACAUUUGAGAUUUCGGAUGAUAUAAGCACCACAUCGAAAGAUCUCAUGAUUAAGUCAGGUGAAAGCUUGGACACUGAGUGUAUGAUUAAAUCACUGGAAUCUCACGAAGCCGAGAUUCUCCAAAAAUCAAUGGAUUCGACAGUCAGCGCAGAGACAUUACACCCGUCUGAAUUUUCAACCGAAGCUGAUUCGGCUUUCUUAACUGGUACUGAUCACAAGAGAGAAGAAAUAAAGCUUUUCAAAGAAAAGAGCCUCGAGGAUAUUUGCAGUAGCGGUUAUGACACUGAUCUUUCCUCUGCCGAGUUUCAUGCUACGAAACUUGAGUCAGAACGGGUGGACCUGGAUUCGUUAAUGUCUGCUCAGCCACUGGCUGACUUGUCGGUUUUAGAAAAAACUAUUGACGAAGUCAAACAGUCUCUUGAAGCAGCACAAGUAGAAAUUAUAAGUGAAAAAAGCGACGGAAGUAGUAAAUACAAGCAGUCGCCAUCUGAAUUUCAGUUCAAACUUUUGAUAAGUCCUGAAAGACCUGAAGUUAUCACUGAAGAACCACAUCAUGCUACAGAAGAUCAUUCUGAUAAAACUUCGAGCGUUAAAAAAGACGACUUCCAGUUAGACAGUCAAACAUCGAUCAGUAGUUCACAUAAAGUGAGCUCGCAAGAAGAAACGACGACUUCUGAUGAAGAGAAAGGCACAGUUUAUAUUAAAGAAUCUAGCCCACCAUUGGACGGAGCUGAUAUUUCUAUCAGGUCAGACAGCGGCCCACAUUCAAUUUUAGAAACCGAAAGUGACAUAAUACUCUCUGAUCGAGAGGGUUCUUCAAAAGGAAGUCCAGAAGUAAAAUUGAGGGUUCAGAAGCAUAUUAAAUCAAAGCUCGGUGUAGUCGAGAGGCGAUCUGCCUCAGAAGUGGAGGGCUGGUCUAGUUCUGGAGAAAGUCACUAUCAUAGCUUUGAACAUUCAGAGAGUAGGCCACUUUCUUCCGAUCUAGAAGUCAUGAUGACAGCUCAAAGUGCAACUGAGUUUGACACUGCUUUAACUAGUCACGAUGUCUCUUCUCAAUCUUUAAGGACGUCAAAGGAUUAUUAUACUGCCGCAAGCUCGCUAGCUUCAAGAGACAGCAUGAAAAGUCUAGAUUCAGAUGGGUCCAGCCAUGUGGCUAGCAUUGAUAUUUCCGACGCCUCUGAAACACUCGUACCUUCAGCAAAUGAACUGAAAGAAGAAUUAAUGGAAAGUAGCACGUAUGUAGAGCAAUUCUUGCAUGAGGGAGAAAAAGAACAAUCAGCUAAAGUCAAAGACGUUAGUGAUGAAGAAGCAUCUGGGGACGAAGAAGAUGUAAAAGCCGAUUUAGAAGAACCAGUUGGAAAAAUGAAGAGAUCACACGAAAUGCGUUUCUUACCCAAAGAUAUGAUACCUGAACAUUUCCCAUUAGAAAGUACCUCUGAGAGCAUUGAAGUAGACGAAGAUUCAUCUAAAGAACGAGAUGGUUCUGACACUACAAUUUCAAGUCAACUGAGAACUGAUGAAAUCCUGUCUUCAUCUAUUUCAAAGUUGGAUAUGCCUUCUUCUCAAUCUGAGAUUGAGAAAAAGGUAGUUAUUGAAGAGGUAAUUAAGCCCACAACUCAUGAAGUACACGCCAUACCUUUUUCGGUGACUAAACUAGAAAAACCAACAAGAGAGUUUGUGGACGUUGAAAGUGAAAUUAUUCCAGUUGGUUCUGAAGAAUAUGAAGAAAUAGUAAAAUAUGGAAGCAUUACUCCAGAACUGAGGAAGUCGGACAAAGAAGAAGUAGCUAUAGUAAAAACUACUGUACAUGAUGCUGAAAUUGUACCUAGUAAAGUGGAUACAACUUAUUUAGAACCAAUAGAAAUCAAAGAAGAAUGUGUGAAAAAAGUAGUCAAAGAAGUGAGUGUCAUACCAUUCCCUGUGACAGAAAUCCCUCCCAGCCAGAGAGAGUUCACUGAUAUUGAAGAUGACAUUAUACCUAUUGGUUCAAAACAGUAUGAAGAAAUCUUAAAAUCCAAGAGCGACUCUGCUGUUCCCAAAACAAAGGCAGAAAAAGCCAUAGUCAAAACUCCUGAUUCACAACUUGAAAGCAAACAGAGCUCUACAUCAAGUCUGAAAACUCACGAGCAUUUAUCAACGCCACAUACUCCACUAUCUGCACCUAGUCAAAGCUCUCUUUCUACUGAUAACGGGCGUGAGUAUGUCCUAGAUGACAUGUAUGACAUAUCUGAAACACCUGAAUUGAGGUCUGAUUUGGUCACAGAAAGCAGCCGAUCAGAGCUGGUGGUAACAACUGAAGAGAAGGCUCUUCAUACGUAUGAAAAAGAACAGGAAUCUCCAACGAGCGAUGAAUUUGAAAUGGUAGAUAAACCAAGUGAGAUGGACGACUUUGUCGUCAUUGAAGAGGUCGCAAAAGAAGCACAAGAAACUGAUACAGAGGGAAAAAGUGUCCAAAUAAAAGCACAGAAAUAUGAAAAGAAACACGACACUGAAGUUGAAGAAUACCUGUCCAAGGCAUCUAAAAAACAGGAAAGUACAAGCAGUGCCGGAUCAGGAUCUUUAUCUGAUGAAGAAUUAUUAGCCUAUGAAAUUGAACAAAAACGUUUGCAAGCUCAGGAAUUAGCUGAGAUUGAGGCAGGAAAGCGAUGGAUACAAAUGCAGUUUGAAGGCGAUCCAAGAUACGAUUAUGAAAGAAUACCGCUGGAGGAUAUUAAAGAAGAAGAAAUGACUGAUUUUGAUGCUAGUAGAAUAGGUAGCUUAAGUUCCCAGAAGGAGUCUAUUGGAAGUUAUGGCAGCUUCAGAAACUCGUACGGAAGCCUUUCUGAAUCGGAAAUGGCGUCUCGGAUAAGAUUUAGAGUACGCGGAGAUAAUGAUGAUAUUUCUAUCAGCUCGUUGCAAGAAUUUGAAAAUCUUGAAAAGGCUUUGAUGGAGCAGUACCAGCAGCACUCAUCUUCUUCACAGGAGUCUUUGAAUGGAUCUCUUCCUAGGCGAUAUAUUCUGAGCAAGAGUCAAGGUGAUGAUAUUUCGAUUUCAAGCUUGAAAGAAUUCGAAGGUCUAGAGUCAGCAUGUCUUGAAGCAUUGAAGGCCGAAAUCUUAGCGAAACAAAAAGAAGCUCUAUUGCUGGCUGAUCCCAAAGAAGUUAGUGGCAGCUUCUUAGAACGAGAGAAACGAUCCUACUCCGGUAGUUCUGAAAGCAGCCCACCACAAAAGGGAGGUAGUCCUGGUCAAAAAAGUGGGAGCCCAUCGCAAAAAGGAGGUAGUCCUUCCCAGAAAGUAGGCAGCUAUGGAAGUCCAUCUCAAAAGCUACUUACAGAGUCCGCAGCUAUUCGUAAAUUAAUCGAUCAACAGAUGGCCUUGGAACAGAAACUACAAGAACAGAUUACACCUAAAGUAGUGACUGUUAAGAAGUUUGACGAAAGAGGUGCUUUCUUUGUUGCUGAACCUGAACCAGAAACAGAAAAAGAACCUAAACAGACAGAAGUAACUGAAGAGUGCACAAAAUCAUCCUCAUUUGUUUGUGCUGCCGCUCCAAGUGACGGUUCAGCCGAGUCGAUUCCAGGAGAUUGCGAGGAGAUGAUGAAAAUAUUGGAUCAGGAAGAGAAGUCUAAAUCAUCGCAGGCAGUUACAAGGACGUUUACUGACAGUGGAGUUAUCGAAGUAGUUAGAACUACUACGGUAAUACAGCAGAAAUUCGUUGAUGGUAAAAAGGUGUCUGAGACAGUAACAAGCACUGAUGGAGAAGGUGCUAUGGAUAUACCAGCACGGCCUAAGCAGUUUGACGAGAGUGCUCCUUUGUCUUUUGGUUCAGAAAUGUCAUCUUCGAUUAUAUCGCAGUCUUCCGAGAUGGAUAGCUUGAUGACUGUGCUAGAAAGGCAUUCCUCCGAGGGUGAGGUGGUGACGGUGACGAAGCAAACGAUAAUGAUGACGUCAGACAAGCCAGAGGAUUUGGAAUUCUCUAGGGAGGGGAGCAUGGUCCGUGAGCUCUCGCCCUCUUCGGGGAGGUCGAUAGCUCACAGCGUAAUCUCCUUUUCCGGUAAACAAUUUACAGAUCCAGCUAGUGGUUCCUGGAGUGGACAAGAUGAAGAGUUGAGCUCAUCCGGGAGUUUCAGCAGGGGUGCACGUGCUGAUCUGAUGCUUGGGAGCACAGACAGCCUAGAAGCAACCAGCUCCAACGCCACCCGAGCUACCUACAACUACGAGGUCGACACCCCCAUGACCGGCAGUCUCACCUCAGGAGGAUCCAACACGAUGGUCUCUUCCCUGGACACCCUGGAUCCGGUGACGGCUGUCCAAAUGGAGAGUCUGGAACACCAGUCCACGAGCGAACACUACUCCCAUGAUUAUGAAGUGCAAGAACCUGAUUCGGAUACUGAACGACUGGAACUGGACGGACGAGCACCGCGAGCUAAGGAGCGCACCAUCAUGUUUGACAGCACUGACACGCUCAGCGCUGUUAGCGGAGACAACUCCGUGAAGGAAGCCGCCGUGGAGACCCCGGCACCUACCUUCUACAUUGGAGACACGCCUAUCGUUAGAGGAGACAGACGUGAUGAGGAUGAUGAACCGCAACCAGUUCUCUCUGGAAGCUGCCCAGCAUCCCUGCCUCCUGCUACGCAGCCUUCUCCACCAGUUCCUGCUCAAAGAAGAUCUCUCACGAUGAUUGCAAAAUCACCACCCUCUAGCAUUGACGAGACAACCAAGAAGUAAAUCUGCAUUUUAAAUUUUACUUUUCGUGUUUUUAAUUUUAAUUCUAGUCUUUUGUACUAUUGCAGCUAAAGCUGAUAUAGCUUAAGGCAUUCGAUGCACUGCUGUUACUAACUGAUUAUUAAUAAUGAGAUCUUGUUACCUGAAGUACAAUAGUCGUGUAGUCAAGUUAAACAACGUAGGUGAAAUAUCAAGUAUUAUAAGACUAUCGUAAUAGUUUCUUACCAUGGUAGUACUCUUUGUACUCGCAUUGAAAGUCCUAUACUCAUUGAUGUGUUACUAUGAUCUAUCAAUUUCACUUAAGAAUAAUCUUCCUAAUGAAUUGAGGAUCGUGAACUUGUUUUUACAACCCUGAUAUCAAACAUUUGGUCCAAUAUUCUUGCGGACCAAUAUUUGUACAAAUUAUGGUUGUAAAAAUCAAGUUCUGUAUCGGAUAGUAUUUUGGUACUCAUUUUUGUACUAAACAGUCGGUUUUUGUACGACAUUGGUCCAUGUAACUUCGACCUAUCCUUUUAGGUAGCGCUUAGCUUUUAGUUUGGGUAUUACCGCUUACUCAGUAAAACUUAACACUGUAGGACUAUUGAAUAUUUUAUAAGCAUAAGUGGUAAGUAGGUACAUUCCCGAUACUAUCGAUUUUGAUAUUGAAGUUCUGGUUAGACAGAUGGAUGUAAUAAACGACUAAUAAUCUGUCCUUUUAGAUACUAACUUUACAGGCAGUUGAUAUGAUUUUGACGAUCUCAGUUUUGAUUCUUGCACAAUUUCUUACAUAAGUAGAUAGGUAGAAAUACAAAAUGUAGGGUAAGCAUCUACGGCCAUUAAAGUCAUUGGUGAAGUUAUUUUAGAUGAUAUUAAUAUUGCUUCAGUUUCAAGAAUUCACAUUUAAACAGUUUGUGUCGUUGGAUCUCUUUUCUUAGAUGUAGCGUCUAUAAUAGGCAAUGUACUUAUUUUUAUCGUGUGGCCGUAGGUAUACCAUUUUAAUUGGGUAAAAUGCUUGCUCACUUCCAAAAGUUUUGUAUUCUUUGUAAAGGAUAAACAUUUACUUUAAGCGCCAUGGGUAAGGUAACGUCGAGGUAAAAGAAAUUUUCGCUACGACGUAUCAUGGGGACACAGUCAGACCAUUUAGGGUAGUAUCAUCUUCUAACCUGUUUCUAGAACAUGGUGUUAGUGUGUCUUCAUGCUUUUGGAUUGAGACUGACAGUGGAUAGGAAUUUAAGGAUAAAUUCAAAUAGAAAGGCUUAGAUAAUCACGACCUCAAGCUAAAAAGGUUUCAUAUCGAUGGGCGUAACAUUGCCUCUGGAAAUGAGGCUAUCUGCUUGUAUAUGUAUACAUAUAGUCUAAUUUCGUUUAAGUCUGUGUGCUUAAGGAUUUGGUGUUAAGAUAAUAACAAUGCUAGGAUCUAAUGUUGCUACUGUGUCAUAUUAAGUUUCAAAUGCGGUUAAGUUGCCCUGUUCUAUUGUUCCACGUUGUAUUUGUAAUAUUGCUGAAUAUUCUAUCGAUUAAACUAAAAUAUUAUUGAAUAUUAAUAAAAAUGCUAUGUCUCAUAUUUAA